Molecule: messenger RNA, 3021 nt
Organism: Trametes versicolor FP-101664 SS1
Lineage: Eukaryota; Fungi; Basidiomycota; Agaricomycetes; Polyporales; Polyporaceae
Exons: 12
Coding region: 1-3021 (1006 amino acids)
Source: RefSeq, a predicted model, not a curated record
AUGGACAUCAACAUCCCAUCAGACACAGACGGCAUUGUCGCGGAGCUCGCGCGCAUCUCUGCGUAUAAGCCCACCAAAGCAGAGCGCCGGCUGAACCACCUAGGCGAUAAAAUAUCCACCGUCGCUGGAAGUGACGACGCUGCGGCGUUUUUGUUCAUCGAACGAGAAGUCUCCAACCUCACAGAGAAGAGCAAAAUCGUCAUGGCCGUUCUGGACGAGGUAGCCCGGCUCCAUCCCAUCACCCAAGCCGCCAUCCUCCUUUUCAAGGCCGCUCUGAACCUUGAACUCGGCCGACGGGAAAACGAUGUUAAGAUUAGGGUGCUAUGCACGACGAUGUGCGAUACGAUGGAGGUUCUCACCCAUUUGAAGGGGGUGGCAAGCCUCCAGGAAGCCGAAUACCCCUUGCUGAAGCGGUGCAUGGACAACAUCGUCGCCUCAAUCAAACUCUGUGCCAAAGUAUGUGACAGUUACCGCAAGCAGAGCCUCCUCGUCAAGAUAUUCACCAGCUCGGGGUGGAAGACAAAGUUCGCCGAGGUCGGCCAGCGAUUCGUGGACCAUCGGAGUGCACUGCAGACUCAUCUUCACGUCGAGCUGAACAUCGCGGCCAUGAAACUGCGCAAGGACGUUUCUACAAUCGGCCUACGUAUGGAAACGCUCAUGACGAUGGUGUUCGAGCACAUGGGAACUCUGGAGGAGCGCGAGCUCGCGAGCUUUAUCUCGAGCAAAUCCGGGGGCGCCGGUGCGGUGCUGGAGAACAAACAUCUUCUCGCACAGAUCAUCGCGAAGCAGCGCUCGUCACAAUCACAGACUCGUACUGAGCCAGGAGUGGCGGAUGUGCCAUUCACAGUCGACUAUCUGCAGAAGGUUGCUAAGAAGACCGUGGAUAGCAUCAUCAACGGCAACGAAUGUUUCGAAGACAAGUUUGCGGCAAUGUCCAGCGAGAUCGAUAAAGUCCAAGUUGCAAUCCUAGGCGGCCCUCAUGAACGUAUAAUUGACGAGGAUCUUCAUCAUAUCUGGAAGGAGAUGGGGUGGAAGAACAGCGUCAAGGCAAAGCAUCUCGUAAUGGCUAUCCACGACCAUUUCGCGAAAGCAAAUUGUGUCGGCGUUUCCACAGAGGUCUACGACGUAGCAAACAAAGCACGGCCAGGGAUAUCACCACGCGCGUCCUCGGAGGGCUCUGGCGGGCACCUUCUAGUUCCCCGCAACGAGGCAUGGGCGUUGCGGUACAUCACCGCAUCCCGCGCGCAGCUUCUCGUGGAAGCCAUCAACCACGAUCUAUCUUCGUUUGUGACCGUAUCGGAGGUGAACGCUUUUACCUCGAUGUGCCCUGCGGGAUGGAGUCUCCCAUGCUGGGUCGCGUACUGGACAUACGGCUUUGAAAUGACCGUGCAAUGGUACUACCGACGCAUCCGCGCGCUCUUCUCCGGCAUACAUGCCGCCUCCUAUCUCGUGCUUGCUGAGAAUCGGCGAACACUAGGGAAAUUCAUUUCUUCUCCGCAACUGCAUUUUGUCGAAAAUAUUAUGUCCGGACUGCACCGUACGACCAUCGACAGCGAGAUCGACUGGGAGCGGGACGACACCUUUACAAAUUUCAAGGCAUACGUCGUGGAACAAGAGAGCGAAUUCGAGCGGAGACUGCGCCUCGUCAAAUAUCGGAUCGACGAAGUCGAGACCCUUAGAAGUCUAAUAGCCAGGGGGCAGAGACCAGAGACGUACAUCCUUCCCGUUGUAUUCCUUCUUCUCAGGAGGAGCCUUGCUGUCAUACAACAGGCAUCCACCUGUGUACUCGACACUCUAGAGCUCGGCGUCCUCGUAUGGUCGCUCGACACAGUCUGGGAAGCUGCUAGAGAUCGGGUCAAGAUUCUGCGAACGAUGUUCAAGUUCCAGAAUUUCAACAACCCGAAACAGCUUGGAAAUUUCUCGCAUGGCUUGUAUGCACACCUAUCCGGUCAGAUCAAGAUGAGUCCUUUCUGGGAGCGCGAUCCGGCAAUGGACAGAGCGCGCUUCUCCUUUAGACGGCCCUUGCGCACUCCACCCCACAUUCGCGACUUUUACUCCGACCCGAAAUGGGAUGCAGAUCCAGAGAUGGGCUGUAACUCCGAGUGGGACCUAUACUCCCUCACCGGCCUGGCCUCCGACGAGCUUCCUUUGUCGUAUCCCAGUCCCCAGGUCGAAAGUCUGGAUGAUAUCCUCGCCGAGCGCCCCGACCUAUACGCCGCCAACGCCGCCUGUGCCGCAGACCCGGAUCCUGGCGGCGUGGUUGGAAGCCCCAGACUUCUUGUCGGUCACUGGCAGGGUUCAUACACCGAUGAUGACAACGACGCAGACAGAACCGACGGCCUUGUCAUCCUCACAAUCACCUCCCAUCUGUCUGACGGGACAGUCGCUGGCUGCGGCAAGGACGUACACGGCCCCUUUACGAUAAGCGGGACUUUGACUGGGCUCAACUUUGCCUUCAUCAAGACAUACGCCGUGCUUCAGUCAUCCGACGGCGAGAAGGUUGCGUGGUGCUACCAGGCCGAGCUUCAAGACGCGGACAUGAACACGAUGGAGGGCUCAUGGGGCCUUCGACAAUCGUUCCGAGCACGCUCACGAUUCUUGGCGCCGGACGACUCCGAAAGCGAAAGUGAAAGCGACAGCGACCCGCAUGCGGACGACCUAGCGGUGUACGGCUCAUUCACCUUCACCCGCCGUCCCGUCGGCUUUCAUCUCGCCUGUCCAUCUGCGGACGAGUUCGCCCACAACCGCCCUCGCGCGCUGUGGAAGCUCGCGAUCAACGUCGCAAUCCAUCUCGUCCAUGUCCGGUCGCGCACGAUCGACUGGAAUUCCCUUCGCAAGCGCCGCCAGCUGCGCGAGCAGUACAUGCAAUUGCACAUGAAGAAGGUGGCGAACCCAUAUAGCACGAACUAUCUGGAGGAGCGCGAACGCGAAGAGCUGGUAAAGAGGAUCCACCCCGACGACCUGGUUGUGUGGAAUGCGCUGGGAGUCAUGCGCUCAGGCUGCGGUAUCAUUCACGGGUGA